CAGUGGGGAUGAUCCAUGUGACUGGAUAUGUGGGGAGAGAGGUUAAUAUCUCCUGCUCUUAUGAACAGAGUUAUGUAUCUCAUGAGAAGUACCUAUGUAAGAACGACUGUGGCAACAGUGAUGUUCUCAUUACAACAUCACAAGCAAGCAAAACCAAAUACUCAAUUUAUGAUGACAUCAGUGCACGAAUCUUCACAACAACUAUCUUUGAUCUUCAAUAUACGGAUGCUGGAAAAUACUGGUGUGGGGUGAUGAGACUUGUAGCAGACAUCUACACUGAAGUCAAGCUGAAAUUAGUACAAGACAGCUGCUGUGACACUGUGACCAAAGUUCAAAGUUAUGAGGGAUACUCUGUGUCUGUCAGUUGUCGGUAUGAGUCUCAGUACCAGAACAGUCUGAAGUACAUCUGCAGAGGAAAUCGGCCCUCCACAUGUCUGCAGCAGGCACUGAUCACCUCUGACACCAAACAAAAUGCACGAUUCAGACUUGAUGAUGACAAAGUGUCAGGAACAUUCACAGUGAACAUUAACAGUUUGACUCAUAAUGAUUCAGGGUCAUACCUCUGUGGUGUCCACAGAAACUCUGAGCUGGAUGUUUUCUCUGCUGUUGAGCUGGAAGUUGAAGAGUGGUGCUGUGUCAAAUCAACUAAAAUAAAUGGUACUGCAGGACAUCCACUAACUCUGCAGUGUCCUUAUCCUCCACAACAUUGGGAUAACAGGAAGUUCCUCUGUAAGGGAGACCACCGCAACAAUUGCUCAGACAUGAUGACGAGUCGAAGCAGGUUCACACUGCAAGAUGCUGCUGCUUCCAGCUCUUUCACAGUGAGGAUCACAGAACUGGAAGCAGCUGAUGGUGGGACAUACUGGUGUGGGUCAGACUCACAGUGGAGAGUUGGAAACUACACGAAGAUUGAGCUGUCAGUCUUUUUGCAGCACACCAGAAAAAUCCCAGAUGCAGCACUCUAUGUAGUUUACACUGUACCUCCUGUCCUGCUACUGAUGUGUCUCCUAGUUACUGUUUAUAAGAACAGAAGCUCAAGAGUUAAUGAAGCCGAUGACACCAUGAUCAGAAAUACACCCAAGGAAAAAAACAUAGAGGAAGUGAUGGGGGCUGCAGAAAGUGGAAUUUAUAAAAAUCAAGAAGUUGUGAUGACAUACGUACAGCAAAAAGUCUGCAAAGAUGGAGGUGGAGAUGAAGGCGUCUAUGAAAUCAUGACCACAAUCGCAACAGAAGACAUCUACUGUAAUGAAAAUUUCCAUAAAGCCAACAGAAGAUAAAAGAGUUUGUAUCUGUCAUCCAUAUCUUUUCUUUCAUUAGUAUUGCUUAAAGUGUUCAUAAAAAUAUUUGCUCUUUUUCUAUAAACUGUGGAAACCCCUAAAUUUAAAUGAUCAACAUAAGUGUAAAGUGAAAAAACAUCUAUUUUUGGUAAAAAUAUGUCAGUUUUUGGUUGGGUGGUUGGUUUGUUUGUUCGUAUGGUAAUGCUGUUUACUUAAGAUGUGCAAAAAAAAUGUACUUUUACAAAGCAACUGAUCAGAUGUGUUUUUCAUUAGAACAUAAGUUUUUGCCGUAAUCAACAAAUGCUGACUCGGUCGGUUAUUCAAACCAGCCCAGUCUUUUCUAUUGAAGCAUCAGUUCUUGGAGUGUGGCACUGACCCCUGCAGGUGAUGUGUUAGUGUAACUCUGAAUACAGUAAUUAUGGAGCAUAGAUAUACUGCACAAGACUUCAGAUUGUAUCACUCAUUAAUUUGAAAUGGACUGGUCUUCAUGUAUGUUAAUUGCAAAACCUGCUUUUUAAUUCACUGUUUUAGACUGUUUUUUAUACUGUCAAUGUUUUGUAUACCUAUGAUAUGACAGAGGAUGCAGUGUGGCAGAGAGGUUAUAAAUAUUUUAAUAAGAACAUGUACAACAUAAAUUGUUUAAACUUUGUAUUUUCCAGGAUAACCUUUUUUGACUUUCCAGAUGUAUGCUUAUUUUCUUAAUGACCUGUCACAGGAUGUUAAGAAAAAAGAAACGGUCGCUGUCCAAACUUAGUGCCUUUGUUUCUCUUUUUAAAAAAGUAACUUGUGAAUGUUUCUUUGGGCUUUUUAUACAUUACUCAAAAAA
Oreochromis aureus is the source of this 2103-nucleotide messenger RNA. RefSeq names its product polymeric immunoglobulin receptor-like. The record is from RefSeq and is a predicted model, not a curated record. The coding region runs from base 9 to 1277 and encodes 422 amino acids. Lineage: Eukaryota; Metazoa; Chordata; Actinopteri; Cichliformes; Cichlidae. The transcript is spliced from 7 exons.